CCCUCCCUCUCUCUCUCUCUCUCUCUCUCCCUCCCCCUCUCUCUCUCUCAGGCUCACAGCAGCGUCUUCAACUUUCUUCAAGCCUUUCUUCAACUGUUAACAACGAACCAUGUGGCGCCUUCAGUCGACUCGUGGAGAGCGAGGUUCGAGUAGGUGUUGGAUGUCGCGCCAGUCGUGCGUAAAAAACAUGUAACGACGCAGAAGAAGCUCGAUGUCCAGCAGCACUCUCUGCCCCGCUCACGUCGGUUGUGACUUGGUGAAGCGAGGCGUGAGGCUGCUCUACCUGCGCGUGGAGCAAGGAUGAGGACAAGAUGUUCUUUGCUGAUACUGAGAAGAAGGUUCAUGUCAUCGCUCCUCUGGCUGCUGACUGUUUGUGCUGUGCUUUGCGUCAUCAGCCUGAAGUACAACUACGUCUCUGAUCCUUCUGCUCCACCGGUGGAUUUAACCAACAUUCAGACGGUUCACAAAUAUGAAAUCAGCUGCGCGGCUAUAUAUGACUUGGACCCAGUGGAGGUGGGUAAGUCGCUGAUCAUGAGGAGGAAGGAAGCUGUGGAGGACACAGAUCAGAGUCUGGUUAACCUCACCACAAACUGUUCGCUGUUCAUCCAGUCCAGAGGUUACGAUGACGUGUCCGUCUCAGAGGAGGAGAGAGACUUUCCUAUCGCUUUUUCGCUGGUCGUGCAUAAAUCUGCAUGGAUGGUAGAGAGACUCAUCAAGGCUCUUUACUCUCCCAGUAACAUCUACUGCAUCCACUACGACCAGAAGUCUCCACCUCAGUUCAUCGCCGCCAUGGAGGGCAUGGCGCGAUGUUUGCCCAACGUCUUCAUCGCCUCCAAGCGGGAGUCUGUCUUCUACGCGAGCAUCAGCCGACUGAGAGCCGACCUCCACUGUCUGUCCGACCUCCUGAGGUCGGAGGUCCAGUGGAAGUACGUCAUCAACCUCUGCGGACAGGAUUUCCCCCUCAAGUCCAACAUCGAGCUGGUGUCGGAGCUGAAGAAGCUGAACGGAGCGAACAUGCUGGAGACGAGCCGGCCGACGGAUUAUAAGAAGGAGAGGUUCACGUUUCACUACGAGCUGGCGACCAUCAGCUACGAGUACAACAAACUGCCGGUGAAAACGCAGCAGGUCAAGGAGCCGCCGCCUCACGGGAUCGAGAUGUUCGUCGGCAACGCCUACUUUGUCUUGUCGCGGGAGUUCAUCGUGUUCAUGGACAAUUCGGAGGUGGUGAAAGAUUUCCUGGCCUGGUCGGAGGACACGUACUCCCCGGACGAACACUUCUGGGCCACGCUGGUGCGAAUGAACGGCGUGCCCGGGGAGGUGCCGCGCUCCCAGCCUGAUGUCACCGACCUGAAGAGCAAAACCAGGCUGGUGAAGUGGCAGUACCUGGAGGACAACCUGUACCCGCCGUGCACGGGCGGACACGUGCGCAGCGUUUGCAUCUACGGUGCUGCUGAACUGCGUUGGCUGCUUAAUUACGGACACUGGUUCGCCAACAAGUUCGACCCCAAAGUCGACCCCAUCGUCAUCCAGUGCCUGGAGGAGAAGCUGGAGGAAAAACUGAAGCUGUUCCGAUCGGCGGCUUCCAGCAGCUGCCGUAAGGGUUAAUGAUUAGUUGAUUAAUCACUAAUUUGAUCAACAGAGAAUUUAUCUGCUCCAUUGUCGAGUUUCUUUCUUUUUUUUAAAAAAAAAUAAAAAUGGGGGUUUUGAGAGUUAAAACUUACAGCUGAAGAUUGUAUAAAACAUUUAAAUUGAAGUUCUAUCAGUGCUGGAAAUUACCGGGAACUGAAAGAAGAAGUCAGCCGUGUUUAAACAGAAGUGUUCGAUCGACACCUGAGAUUGACGAGUUGAUCGUUAGUUGCAAAUUUUAGAGAAGUUCACGUUCAGAUCAACGUUUUCACCACAAGAUCGUGAGAUAACUUUUUACAGAACAGCAUUUUUAUUUUAUAUAAAACAAGAAUAAACUCUGGAGUCUCCACAUUUGCAAGUGUGACACCUUUUUAUGUAUUAAACCUCAGGGACAAAAACAAAUGGAUAUUUUUUUAUGGGGAAGUCAGCACAUCUGCUUUUUCAUCUCUACACAAAGAGACGCUAGUUUGCAUGAGCCAGGGAGAUUUAGUUAUUUGGAGUUUCUGUUUUUUUUUUUUACUGCCCGAGGUCGAAGCGAAGGUUGUGACUCACGACUGCAGCGCAAACUGCACGAAUAUGUAAAAACUCCACUUGGCAUGAAGGUGAAUUCAGACGAAGAAGAUUUAUUAUUUAUGAAAGAAAAGGAAAGAAAACAGGCGAGCAGGAUGUCAGACGGUCCGCUGUGCUUUGUUUCUAGUGUUUAAACGUCUUCUUUUUAAUCACAUCUGUCGGCCCGGUUCUGCUCGGUUUGACUCGGCACAUCAGUCCAGAGCAGCAGGACUUUGUCUUUCCAUCACAUGUGUCUGAUGAUGUGCUUGUCUUGUGGUCAGAGGUAGCUCAGGUGGUGAGGCGCUCGGUCCACGUUCCUCCUGUAACUUCUGAACUGUCCUCUUGAUAAAGUCAUACAUGCCAAAUAAAUAACUAAAGCAGCGGUGGUACAAACUGCUCCUCCCGUCAGCUCUAUCAGAAAAGGAGAAGUGCUGAUGAAGCUCCAUUAAUCAAACAGCAGCAGAAUGUCAUUCUUAUAAAUUCCUCAUGAUAAAACUGUAAUUCACAGUCGUGACUGAACACGACUUCUGUAGCUCAAAACAAACAGGAUGAAGGUCAAACAGGGCAGAUAUCUGACAGGAUGAACAGACACUAAAAAAGAAAACAGAUGUGGUACUGCAGACCGUCCCAGGAGCCGCUCGGCGGCCAAACGCUCCAGACGUGAUGUAUGAAAGUUUAGCAGAGCUGUCAAUGAAAAUGUGAAGUUUUCCAGCUGCAGGUGGAGCAGAAACACCUUCCACAGUUUAUCGUUGAGUGCCAGAACAUUUAAUCGUAUGCUGGAUUCAUAUUUUUACAUACUUGAUAAGUGAAGACGCGUUAUGCAACACUUUGAACUUUAAUAGUGUGUGACUGAGGAGGAAUGUGUGGGCUGCCGUCCACACCUCCUCUGUGAAACUCCCCAAUCUGUCUCUAAAUAAUCUACAGCGAUGGUGCAAUCCAAACACGGACGGGCUGUGAAUAAUGAAAGUGCCUCCCUGUAAUCAGAGCAUUUGAUAAAAAAAAGUUUCACAGCACUCUGUUCCACAAAGCAGCUGUAACAUACCUGAACGAAUGUGUUUGUUUGUUCGAGAUCACGUUUAGUUUUUGUAACGACUUCACUGGUGGAAACGUAUCGUUAAUAAAAAAGAUCUUUAAAAAGGA
This is a messenger RNA of Acanthopagrus latus (yellowfin seabream), 3315 nucleotides long. RefSeq names its product beta-1,3-galactosyl-O-glycosyl-glycoprotein beta-1,6-N-acetylglucosaminyltransferase 4-like. The transcript has 3 exons. Bases 301 to 1605 code for a protein of 434 amino acids. Gene Ontology annotation, molecular function: acetylglucosaminyltransferase activity. Lineage: Eukaryota; Metazoa; Chordata; Actinopteri; Spariformes; Sparidae. The record is from RefSeq and is a predicted model, not a curated record. Gene Ontology annotation, cellular component: membrane.